AUGGUGGUCAGUAAGAUCAAGAACAUGCUGGUCACAGAGCAGGGCCUAGUGCUGGACACCAUCUGCCACUUCCUAGAGAAGCACAGCCAGCUCUGGGAAAAGCCGGAGGUCUCAUUCCGGGAUGCCUCUGUUCAAAAGCUCCUAGAGUUUCUCAGCCUGGACCCCAGGAAGGCUACUGAUAAGGCUUUCUUCUUCCACCUCUACGGCAUGAUCCUGCGCGAGUGCCCCUCCGUGGAACAGGUGCAGUGCCACCUGGCCAGCCUCCUGGAUCUGUCCCAUCAGCACUCCAGACAGCGGGAGGGCAUUGCGCUGGCUGUGGGUCUGGCCUCCACCAAGCACUUGGAGGAGGUGUGGGCCCUCUUGGAACACCUGGGCCGUACCAAGUUUCUGCGUUCAGCUGCUGCGACUGAGAACAGCCAGGAUGAGAUCCUGAAGUCAAGCUUCCUCUCUGCGUCCAUCCUGCUCACCAGAUCGCUCCAGGCGGAGUACGGCUCCCAGAGGUACAAGUUCACGCAGAUACCAGAGCUCAUCCAGUGCCUCUUGGGCAUCCUCCAGAAGGAGCCCAACUCCCUGACCACUUUCUUACGGCAGAAGAUCAUACUGGUCAUCGUAGGCCUGAGUAACCUGCGGCCCAGAUUCAAACCCCUGCUCAAGUCCCAGGUCCUGAAAACUUGUCUGCAGAGUGUGUAUCUGCUUCCUCCUUCCAAGGACAUGAAGAGUGACUCGUUUCUAAUGGAGCCAACCUCAGAUACCACGCUGCUGUACAAGAAGACAGUACGUGCCCUUGACCUACUGCUUCAGAACUUCAUCUCUGAGAAUCCAAGCAUGGAUGAGGUCUGCUUCCUCCUGCAGCACAUAGAAACCUGGCUGAAGUCUGACAAGAUCCAUGAGCGCAGCCGGGCCGUCCAGUCCACCUACCUGCUUCUCCAAUACGUGGUGGACUCUUUGAAGCUUGCUAAAGAGGCCGUGCCGUCCACGCUGGGUCACCAGAUAGGCAUACUGACUCUGCUGUGGCGGGACAAAGACAAAGUCACACAGCAGCAUUCUCAUCUGUGUGUCUACCUCCUCAUGGAGCUUGUUUUCCAGCAGAAGGGGAAGACCGUCGAGAACGCACAGUGGAGUAAGAUGAAACAUUUUGAAAGCAACCUGUUUAGAGACUGGGAGAUGAAGCUCUAUCACCUGGUGAAGGUCUUCAAGGACGACCUGACGGUAGCGCAGCACACGCAACUGAUCCUCACCCUGGUGCACAGUCUAAGCAGUUGUAAUUACCUCCGCUGUGACCUUGCUGCCAAGCUCCUGCUGAUGAUCUGUGUGGAGCCUGGCUUCAGGAAGGAGCAGGUAGCUGAGCUCUUGCAAGGCCUGUUCCAGGAGCUACCGAACAUCCAGUCCAAGAGUGUCCAGCAGACCAUAAGUCAGGCCACCUUGGCUCUGGGAACCCAGCAUAUUCAGGAAGUGGUGGAAGUGAUCUUAUCCCUAUGUCAGCCCUCAGAGAGGUGGAUCCUACCGCUGUGGAAGGCUCUGGCUGCUAACCACCAUGUGGCUCGGGAUGUUAUAACCCUGCUCUACAUAAAGCUAAAAUUGCGCCCACCAAGGAGGCUCCUCCAGUCCACAUAUCGGGCCCGGCUGGUCUCUCUGAUGGCUCUGGGCACCAUUUAUGAGCUCCUCUAUACCAAGGAGUACAGGGACACAGUCUGCUGGGCUUUCUCGGGGAUCCUUCUGGGCCUCCUCACAGAGCUCUAUUACCUGCUGGAGGUGGGCCUCGUGCAAGGCAUGUUUGACUACCAGGAAGAUGAUCUAGGCUCUAAGCCCCUGGGGCCGUGCAGGACCUGCAUGGAAGCGCUCAAAGGCCUCUUCUGGACCAACCAAUACUGGGAAGUGUUUGCUGAUGUGAAGUUGAUCCAGGGCUGGGAACUCUUUGAGCAGUUGGAAACUUUCCCAAGGGGAGUGACCCUUUUGGCCAGGUCCAUGGCUCACUAUAACUGCGAGAUCAAGGCUGUCUUGGGGCAGGCUCUCAUCGCCCUGAAGAGCACUGAAGAGCGAGACAACGUUGUGGGCAUCUGCAUCAUCACUGAGUUUCUCAACAGCCCAGAUGCCUCCCAGCACGUGUCUUGGAAGACCAUGUACAACUCUCUGAACCUGGGCCUUUCUAGUCGCAACCAGAUGGUGAGGGCUAUGAGCCUGAAGGGCCUGGGCAGCACCCUGAUGCACCCUAAAAAGGCAAAUCUGCUAAGAAGUAAGUUGAUGGAGCUGUUGGACAACUUUCUACAACCUGAGUUCAAGGACCCUGCAGGCUUGAUGAAGAUCAUGGGCCACCUCCUGCACUGUCUAAGUGUCCAGGGCAUUGGAAUUGUCAGCCUCAAGAUCGCCCAGCACCUUCUCAGACUGUUCACAGAUGAAAGGGCGGCAGUUCGGGAAGGUGCCAUCUGCCUGUUUGGAGAUGUCAUCCACUAUGGUGGCAAGAAACUUCGGCAGAGCCUCAAGGAUGUGGCUUCUCAGGCUACAGUGCCCCUCCUCUUCAAUAUGGCUGACCCCUGCCAAGAAGUAGCCAUGAAGGCCAAGUUCACGUUCCUGCGCUGUGCCAUCUUGUUAAAGUGGGAGUUCCGGAAGGAGCUGUUCGGCAAGCUGGCUUGGGGCCAAGGGCUGGGCGCUGCAAAUGACAUUUUUGUCUACAUGCUAGAGAGCAAUGUCGGCAACUACCAGCAGUUCCUCAGUCAGGCCUUGAUGUAUCUGGACAGUUCCCACAUGACAGUGAAGCUGGCGGCCAUGAAGUUCAUCGGGGCAUUGCUUCAGGACUAUUUCAAUGACCUAUGCCUGUACUUGAGAAAGAACGAUGUGAUCUUCCUUAAGAACUGUUUGGAGGCCCUCCGCCACGACACGGACUCCAGGACCCGAAGGUUCUACCUGAACUAUUGGAAUGAUGCCGUGGAGCUGUCUUACUAUGUUCAAGACUAG
Molecule: messenger RNA, 2952 nt
Organism: Apodemus sylvaticus (European woodmouse)
Lineage: Eukaryota; Metazoa; Chordata; Mammalia; Rodentia; Muridae
Product: maestro heat-like repeat family member 5
Exons: 24
Coding region: 1-2952 (983 amino acids)
Cellular component (GO): cytoplasm
Source: RefSeq, a predicted model, not a curated record